ACGUCACGACGUGUUGCUGUUACGCUGUUACCAUGAACACGGAGCAACCAAAACGCUCCAGGUUUUAGUCAGAAUUAACGUUAGAUUAGCUAAACGUAAAAUAACAUGAUUUCCAAACAAAAAGCCUGUUAAUUCUCAGGCAGCCUGGACACACACAAACACAUUCAACAAGUUUAUACACCAAGAUGGAGACUGUGCUGGAAUCAGAUGAUGAGGAGCAACUUGGAAGUGGAGAAACUCUGGAGGAGGGGCAUGAAGAGCGGGAGGGGGCUCUCAGUAAGGACCAUGUUUCAGGUCCUCACUCAGAUCCUCAGGAGCCUCUACUGAACAUGGACGAGGCAGACGUCUGGUAUCCUGAGUCGUACAUGAUGAACUCCGCUGAUGAGACUCGACUGCUGGCCAUCGCUGACAACUUCCAGCGUCAGUAUUCAUUCCUGUAUCCAGACCGCAAGCCGCUGCUGUUCUGCCCUGUCAAUGAAUGUGGUGUGAAGAAAUUUGUGUCAACAACUAUUCGGCCCACAUCGACAAGCUUCUCGGAACUUUUCAGCUGGGAGGGUUGUGCCUCCUUCGUGGCUGACUUCCUGUCUCUGGAGCCUCUGGAGCCGCCCACUAACCUGCCCAGGUUCCUGUUCUCCUCCACCUCAGUGCUGCAGAGUCAGAGAGCCACAUGUUUUGAAUUUGCCACCCUGCUGUGCAGCCUGCUGCUCGGCGCCCACUACGACGCGUACUGUGUCAGCGGCUACGCAGUCAAAGAGAUGUGUCUGCUCGACCAGAGCCUGCAGGAGUGCCCCCUGCUGGACACUGAGAGUGUGAUGUCAGAGCAGAAGGAACAGGAGAAUAAAUACUCAGUGAAACCCCAGAAGGAGCUGAAGAGUCACUCUGUGAUGCAGGAGGAGAAGAAGAAACAGGAUGCCGAAGUAGCAUCACUGCAGAAACAGAAACUUCAGGAGGACAGUAGGCAGCCUCCUGGUGACGCCCUGCGAGGGCUGCGGGUGCACUGCUGGGUGCUGGUGUUGUCAGGAAGUCGGUGCAUUCAGGAGAACUUCUUCAUUGACCCUCUGACCGGCAACAGCUACAGCACCACCAGCAACAACUUCCUGGGCAUCGAGAGCGUGUGGAACAAUCUGAACUACUAUGUCAACAUGCAGGACUGCAGGAACGGCUGUACUGAUAUGGUGUUUGACCUAGAAGAUUUAGAGAUGUGGGAGCCAGUCUUGUACAGUGCCACCACCAGAAAGCAGCUGAUUCUUGGUGUCUUGAAAAAGGAGCUUAAGAUGAUGAGCAAGAUUAAUGAUGACAGUGACGAGGAGGAUGAGGAGCCCUGUGCGGUUGAGAUGCCGAGAUCCUGGGUCAGUUACAUCACUAUCUCAAAAAAAGAUCUGGAGAACCGCUGGCCAGGACAACAGAAGGUGACCCGCUACAGACAGGCAAAGCUGGAGAGGUUUGCAGCGUACCUAAGAGCAGACGGCGUGGUCGCACGACUGACUACCUACAAAGACCUGGACUGCACUGAUAUCGCCAUGAUCAAAGAAUGGUAUCAGCACAGAAACGACUUCCUGAAGGAGAGGGAGGUCAACAAGGUCGACAACUUCACCACAGAGCGCUUCAGACAUGGAAGACCUUUCAACCUUUUAUUCCACAGGUUCACAUCCUCAACCUCAAACACUGUGCAUGAGAUGGAGUUCAGCAGUGCUCAUAUGGACAAUCUGAUGCGGAGGGUGGAGUCGCCGGGUGAAAUGAUAGAGCUCUUUGAGGGCCGAAGCGACUUCCUUAACUACCGGCACUCCAUCUUUGAUCAACACAAGCCGCUUUCACGGUUAGAUUAUCUUCUAAACAACCACCACAUACAGAAAGUGGUGGAGCGUUUCCACAGGAACAAAUCCAAACCAGCCAAUGAAGACGUGGCAGAGCGAGUGUUCCUGCUGUCUCAGAGGCGGAUCGAGGUGACCUAUCACGUAGAGGAGCACGGCUUUAUCCCUUCAAAAAGAAACUUCAUCAAACCACAGGAGGUGACCUAUCACGUAAAGGGGCACGGCUUUUUCCCUUCAAAAACAAACUUCAUCAAACCACAGGAGCCAACGGUGCAGGCGAAGGCAAAGAAAAAAAAGGCAAAAAAAGACUUCACGCCUCACAUGGUCUCCAGGUUCCAGGUACAGACGGCAAAAGACUUCACGCCUCACAUGGUCUCCAGCUUCCAGGUGGAUCCAUCUGAGAAACCUCUUGGUACCCUGACUCUGCAUUGGAUGCUGGGGGCCCUGAUGGAGGAUGAGGAGAAGGUGGUUCUCCAAAUCAAAGUGUCUAAGAAAGAGGUGAGAGACAUUGUGGCCUGCAGAGAGCAAGAGGAGGGAGAUGUUCAGCUUCUCUUCUCCCCGUGGACGACAACAGGAGCUGUCAGGGUGCACAAACAGAGACAGGACAUGGAGCGUCUGGCUGCAGAGGAUCAGAGGUGGCUGCAGGAGAAGGAGAAGGACAUAUUGGCUCCCUUCAUGAUCCGGCUGGACUGUGAGAUCAUAAGCGCUGAGAACGCCAAGCAGCUGCACCGGGACUGUUUGGCCGAGUUUAAACAGAGAGUGGUGGAUCACGCCAACCUCAUUCAGGAACGCUUGGAAAAGGAGACACAGGAGCUGCAGAACAAACAGCUGUGGUACCAGAAGCACCAGCUCAACAUGACAGCACGGGAGGAGCGAGAGUACCAGCGCUACUGCUCAGAGAAAGCGCUAGAGAUACAUGUCACCAAGACACGACUCAGCAUGCACAAGGAAGCAGCUCCUCAGAAGUACCGUGUCCUGGAUCAGAAGCUGAAACGAGACCCUCGACUGGCCCCUCACCUGCUCCACUGAGACAAACAUCUGCCUUGUUCUUACAGACCAUAUGGAAUGUGGGAAUGUGCAUACUUCUGUAUAGGGAAAGCAAAGUACUGACUCUUGUUUCCUCAUCGAGUCAGCAGGGGGCAAGAGUGUGUUGUGUGUCUGUAUUUUACAGUAGAUCUGUGUUAGGUGAUUGUUUCAUCAGCCAAUUACUCAUCUCCAGCACAGUGUUCUUCACACAGUCUUCUUACAGCACCUACAUAUUUACCAGGUGUGCCACACUGUGACAUUGACCUGCAAAAUCAAAGUACAUUUUAUGAAAAUACAGUUUUCUGUUUGUGAGCUGGUUUUAAUGUGUUAUAGGUAAUAGUUUUUGUCCCACACAAAGAGGCUCAUGUCUGGAACAGCUGAAUUUCAAGUACAUAAACAGAUACAUUCACUCCAACAGUA
This is a messenger RNA of Monopterus albus (swamp eel), 3257 nucleotides long. RefSeq names its product coiled-coil domain containing 135 (gene drc7). The transcript is spliced from 18 exons. Bases 186 to 2840 code for a protein of 884 amino acids. Gene Ontology annotation, cellular component: motile cilium. The record is from RefSeq and is a predicted model, not a curated record. NCBI's taxonomy places the organism in Eukaryota, Metazoa, Chordata, Actinopteri, Synbranchiformes, Synbranchidae. Gene Ontology annotation, biological process: flagellated sperm motility.